AUGUGCGGAGCGCGGAGGCCGCCGUGCCCGCUGAGAUCCGCCCGCUCCCCGCGGCGGGGCGGCUCCGGGCCCGGCCGUGCCGCCACAGGAGCUGAGGCCGCGCCGCUGCGGCGGCCGCGGAGCGCCAGCGCCCCCUGCCGCCCGCCCCGAGCCACGCGGGGCUCGGCGGCCUCCGGAGAAAGCGAGUCACGGGGGAGCCGCCGCCGCCCCGCACUGCACCGCUCCGCACCGCACCGCUACACGCCCGGCUGCGGGGGCCAGCGGGCGAAGCCCCCCACGACCGGCACUGCCGAUCCCCGGGCGGAGGGCCGCGCCACGCCGGGCCGGACCCGCCAAGAGUCGUGGAGCGCCGGCGGCGCCUCCGCCCGCGGCCGCCCCCCGCGCGGGGGUGUGUCCGCGCCGCGCGCGGUGGGCGUGGCGGCGGGCGGCACCGAGCGGCGCCAUUGGCCGGCGGCGGCAGUGAUGUCACCCAUAUGA
Messenger RNA from Pseudopodoces humilis (Tibetan ground-tit), 477 nucleotides. NCBI's taxonomy places the organism in Eukaryota, Metazoa, Chordata, Aves, Passeriformes, Paridae. The record is from RefSeq and is a predicted model, not a curated record.